This is a messenger RNA of Linum tenue, 720 nucleotides long. Lineage: Eukaryota; Viridiplantae; Streptophyta; Magnoliopsida; Malpighiales; Linaceae. The record is from the annotation of a GenBank genome assembly.
CCCUUCCCCAAACCCUUCGCCGGCUUCCACAUCGCCGAAUUCCUCCGCCGGAUCAACCACUCCCUCUCCCACACCCUCACCCACUUCUACCCACUCGCCGGCCGCCUCGUCACUUCCGAUUCCCCACACGACGACGGCUCCUACGUCGUCUCCAUCGACUGCGCGAACAGCCCCGGCGCCCGAUUGAUCCACGCCGUCGCAGAUCUGACAAUCUCGGACGUCCUGUCACCGACCUACGUCCCCGUCGUCGUCCAAUCGUUCUUCGACCACGACCGCGCCAUCAAUCACGACGGCCACACCAUGUCCCUCGUCACCAUCCAAGUCACCGAGCUAAUCGACGGAGUUUUCAUCGGGUGCUCCUUCAAUCAUGUCGUCGGCGACGGGACCUCCUUCUGGAAUUUCCUCACCGCGUUGUCCGAAACGUAUCGAGGAAAAACCCCAAUUUCCCGACCCCGGGUGAACAACCGGUGGUUCCCCGAAGGCUGCAACCAAAUAAUCCCUCAACCCGCGGAUCAAAUCCCUAGCCGCUACGAAUCUCCCAAACUCCUCGAGCGAUUCUUCCAAUUCACAGACUUAGAUUCCCCAAACUUCUCCAGCUUGGUUUUUCGAUUUUCCUUCCGGAGGAAGAAGAGAAUCGAGAGAGAGAGUAGGGACAGAGAGAGUCUGGGAGGGAGAGAGAGAGAACGGAGGGGAAGAAGAAUCGAGAAAUGGAGGGGUUAG